Messenger RNA from Cololabis saira (Pacific saury), 4251 nucleotides. It is a transcript of the gene mboat1, whose product is annotated as membrane bound O-acyltransferase domain containing 1. Lineage: Eukaryota; Metazoa; Chordata; Actinopteri; Beloniformes; Belonidae. Gene Ontology annotation, biological process: lipid modification. Gene Ontology annotation, molecular function: acyltransferase activity. The record is from RefSeq and is a predicted model, not a curated record. Bases 200 to 1732 code for a protein of 510 amino acids. The transcript is spliced from 13 exons. Gene Ontology annotation, cellular component: membrane.
CAGAGCUGGGAGGAGGAGGAGGACUGAUCCCAGUCUGUACAUGGGACGAGUCUGGCUGGUCACGCGCCCUCUCGCACUAAAAUGAUGUAUUUCAGUCUCAGAAAGUUGUGAACAGUUGGUCAGAAAAAGAAGCAAAGGGAGAAUUUGGAUAAAGUGAAGCGCCGCGAGAGAAAAAAAAAAAACAACCAAACUAAACAGGAUGGGCGAGCCAGUGGACACAAAGUUUAAAACUACUGGAUCUGAGCUGCUGCUGCCUGUCAGUGAACACCUGGGCUUCUCUCUGGACCAGGUGAAUUUCCUGGCCUGCCAGCUGUUUGCCCUGGCUGCAGCCUUCUGGUUCCGCCUCUACCUCAGUCCCCGUCAUGCCAGUCCCCUGGUCAGGCAUGCUGUUGCCACGGUCCUGGGCAUCGUCUUCCUCAUCUUCUGCUUUGGCUGGUACUCUGCUCAUAUCCUGACCACUGUGAUUGUAAACUACUUGAUCAUCGUUACAGCAGACCUUAACAAUGUACACAGGUACUCCAUGGUGACAGCUAUGGGCUAUCUGACGAUGUGCCAGGUGAGCCGAGUCUUCAUCUUUAACUAUGGAAUACUUUCCACUGACUUCUCUGGGCCUUUGAUGAUAGUAACCCAGAGGAUUACCACACUGGCUUUCCAGCUUCAUGAUGGUAUGUGUAAGAAAAGUGAGCAGCUGACAUCAGAGCAGAAGCUCAUGGCUAUAAAUGCGAGGCCAUCUCUCAUUGAGUACUUGAGUUAUAAUCUGAACUUCCUGAGUGUCUUGGUGGGGCCGUGUAGUAACUAUAAGGACUACAUAGACUUCAUUGAGGGCACACACAUCAGCAGGAGGCUCAAACAGCACCCUGGGACUUGUAAUGGACAAAAUGGCUAUGAAAAGACUCCAGACCCAUCACCUGUUAAUGCCGUCCGUCACAAGCUACUGGUCUGCUGCGGCUGUAUGCUCUUCUUCCUCACUGUGACGCGAUCCUUGCCAAUAAAGCACAACGUUGACUCCGACUUUGUCAGCUCCGCUCCCUUCCUGACCAGGCUCACUUAUGCUUUCUUCUCCAUACAAGCCGCAAGACCCAAGUUCUACUUUGCCUGGACGCUCGCUGAUGCGGUGAACAACGCUGCAGGUUAUGGUUUUCUGGGCAUAGACGAGAGUGGAAAGCCAUCCUGGGACCUCAUCUCCAACAUCAACAUUAUUGGGAUUGAGACAGCAACUAGUUUCAAGACUUUCAUAGACAACUGGAAUAUUCAAACUGGAAUUUGGCUGAAAACGGUGUGUUAUGACCGAGCCUCUAAGCACCGGUUAGCGCUGACCUUCGUCCUGUCUGCCCUGUGGCACGGUGUUUAUCCAGGAUACUAUUUCACCUUCCUCACUGCCAUCCCCAUCACCAUAGCAGCACGAGCUAUACGGAAAUCUGUUCGUCACUACUUCCUGGACUCCGGAGCCUUGAAGUUUGGAUAUGACAUCCUAACCUGGACCGCCACCCAGCUGGCCAUCUGCUACACCGUCAUGCCGUUUCUGCUUCUGUCAGUGGAUGAAACUAUGGUUUAUUACAGCUCCAUGUACUUCCACGUACACAUCAUCAGCAUUCUGGCUGCGAUCGUCCUGCAUCAGAAACAUAAACCCAGAAAACCCUCGGCCACCCCAAAGUCGUUCCCCUCCUCCUCGGAUUCGUGCUCAGCCCAGUGCCAGCCUGUUCACUCCAACAACAAUGACAAAGUAGACUGAAAAACAUCCCUUCUUCACAUCCUUUUACCCAGCUCUCAGUACUCUCACAAAGACAACUCAGUGUCCUUGGAGGACCUUCAGCCUCCUAAGGAAACACUGCGCUAUUUAUUUUUUUCAUGUCGACCAUACAUAUUAAGAAGAGAGGACAAGAAACAAAAAAACUAGUUUUUAUAUUGCAAUACAGUGCAGGAUUUGUAAGUUCUGCCACUUUGGGACGACGUUACACAACAUCAGCGGCUGACUGUAAGGAGAAAGAUUAGCGGAGGAAAUGUCUCUGCUGCCACCACUACCAGGAUCUCUGUUUCCCAGCACUUUCCCUCCUGCUUACCCCGACUUUCAAUAGGUUUUUCCCCCUUAUGCCAAUCUGAAACAGCAGUGUGCCUGCUCCAUGAACAUGAAAGGAGAAAGGGGCUCACUUUCUGUCCUGUCCUCAGUCUGCGUGUCCCAGUGACUGGUGGGAGCUCUGCUCGCACAGUGGGAGAGCUCAAAUACCAGGACACGUACACUGAAAACUCAUCCAUAGACAGAUAUUAAGAAGAAAAUAUGCGCAUACUUUCUCAAACAUGGUCGAACUCGGUCACACUGCGAUGGCACACAAAGGCGGCCAUUGUGAAGCCACAAAAGAGUGUGCCAAGUGGGCAGAGAGCUGCAUCCACUGCACCCACUUAACCCGGAGGAUGUUUUAGAUGUGCGUUUGUGCCUGAUUUGAUCUGUUCACAAUGUGUCUGAUACCUGAUCCCACGACACGAAGCAAUUAGAUGAGAAAACCUCAAUGAAACUGAAAGCAACACAUUUAAAGUUUCUUUUUUUUUUCUGUAUGGGUGAUGGCAUUGCACGGUGAAAGAAUAGCAAGAACAAAUUUGUAUUUGGACUCAGCUGGAGUGCGAUGCCGAGCUGCUUCUGUAGUUUCCUGCAGGGUUGAGAGGUUUAUCGAAUGGAGACAUCUGGUGGCUGCUGGACCGUCUGAACUGAGCUGAAGUAAACAAUGACAAGUCAUCAGAGACUGGAACCAGCAACCUUCAGUCUCCUCAUGCACCUUACCAACCCCCAGCUGAGAGCCUCUCUGUCCACUAAUGUCUCUGUCUUUCACUUUUUCGUUUGAAACUCACACUAGCUUUUACCUUUGCACAAAUGAAGUUGAUGAAACUGAAGUGUAUGUUUGGAUCACUGAUAAGUCAAGUUCAGUAAGCAAAAAAAACACAAAAAGGCUUCACUUUUUUUUUUCUUUGUGGGGACUUUUAAAUGUGGUUCUGGUGUUAAUGGUGCUGUAUCUGGACUGGUGUAGCUUUCAGGUACAUUUAAAUAAUACUUUUUUUCAUAAGGGUUAUUAGAAACGCUGCUAACUGAUUGCCUGGGUACAAAAAUCGAACAAACAAACAAAACAUAACAUUAUGCUUGAAAAUGUCUUUAAAUGCUUUAUAUAGGUUUCCUACAAAAAAAAACCUUCAUCCGUUUUGUCCGUUUCAUUAUGCUAGGAACACAAUCUUUAUCCAUUUUGUCUUGAAAUAUAAUAUGGAAAAACUUGCAGUGUGACUGUGCCUUGUCGUGCCUAAACUCAUAGACUGACUCAGACUUCUACCUUUUUUAAAGAGUAAACCCCUAUUUAAAAGAAAAGCAUAAAGAUUUACUUUAAAAAACAAAAGUCCCAACUGAUUAAGCUUUGCUCUAACAAUAACCCAGUUUACAGAGAAGUGGAGGCUUAAAAGUAGGGGUGCACAAGUUAACUUUUACUGAACAAGAAUUGCAGGGGAAGUAUUCCAGAUUUUAAGAGAAACCGCCCAAGUUUGCCCAUGUAGAACAAGUUCUUAUUAAAUCUUCCAUUAUUUUUCAUCAAAGACUCCAACAUUUGUUGUGUUGGUUUUAUUAAUGCUUAAAUUGCACAGGAGAACCUCCUAAAGGAGUCAGUGAAGUGUCUGUAGUGAUAAGUUUGGGGGACUGAUAGACCCCAGAUUUCUAGAUAUCAUUUUACCAUUGACACCUGAAUGGGGUGGUUAUAUUUACUGAGGGCCGACUGCUGCACACUCCUUCGUGACGACUUUCCAAGAGCCUAGUAAUGGUCGUAAAGGCGUCGUAAGCUUUUAAUUUAGUGCUAAAUAAUGUGUUUGGGGACACAAUACUGUUGGACUACAUGUUGAGGAUGUGUUUUUAGAACAGGGAAAUACGUGCCAUGUGUUAUACCAGUGUGUUGUCAGAAUGAGCAGCUAUUAGAAAGAUUUAACACUGAUUUUGUGUGAUUUAGAUGUUCUGACUGUGAGAAUGUGACUUUAUGUCAGUGAUACUUUUAUUAUAUUACAGUUGUUUUUGUGUGUGUGGUUUUUAGUACUAUGUGUUUGGAGGAAAGUGCAAGUGUUAUUAAAGAAGUCCCAGAAAGAGAAAAAAACCUCAGUGAAAUGCAUAUCAAGCAUUUUUUUUUUACAUAUUUAACAAAGUUUGACUAAUGCUUUUGUAGUUGGUUCGUUUUUUUUAAUAGCAAUGACUAAUUGUGAAGAAGACAAACAUUUUGUAUUAAGACGAUUUGA